Messenger RNA from Brassica napus (rape), 1397 nucleotides. Its product is annotated as TATA-box-binding protein 1-like. Gene Ontology annotation, biological process: DNA-templated transcription initiation. Bases 578 to 1192 code for a protein of 204 amino acids. NCBI's taxonomy places the organism in Eukaryota, Viridiplantae, Streptophyta, Magnoliopsida, Brassicales, Brassicaceae. The record is from RefSeq and is a predicted model, not a curated record. The transcript has 2 exons. Gene Ontology annotation, molecular function: DNA binding; RNA polymerase II general transcription initiation factor activity.
ACAAUUAACCGGAGUAGAUUAUUUAUUUAGACGGUUUAAAUACAUAUAAAUUAUAAUAAUAUACUAAAUAUAUAGUAUACUAGUUUAAAUAUCAAGAUUUAUAAAUAAUAAAUUUAUAUGGAUUUAUAUAAUUUUAUUUUUCAUAAGAUGUUAUAAUAUAAUAUAUUAAUCAUCAUAAUUUACAAAAUCAAAAUCUGCGGUCUGUAUAUAUAAUUAAGGAAUUUUGGCAAAUACUCUUCUCUUUUUGUCAUGUAUAAGUAGACUUUUUUUUACAUACAAACAAAUUACAAAGUCUAUUUAUUUAUUAAAAAAAAGGAAAAUCUGUAUAUAAUAAAGGAAAAGUCGGUCAACUCAUGAUUUCCCUAAAACACCCUCGGGAUCACAAAGACGGUCAGGGGUAGCUUAGGCAUCUAUAUAUUAGGUUUACACCUCUAUAAGGUUCUCUAGUUUCAAAACCCAAGUCCGUCGCCUCUCACAGCUCCACCAACCACCUCUUUGAGAGAGAGAACCAAAUCAAUCUCCUUUGUUUCCCUGUCGGAACCAAACCAUUGGAUCUAAUCCCUAUAUCAAGAGGAGAAUGAGCGAUGACGAAUUGCAAGGGAGUACUGAUCCAGUGGACCUUAGCAACCAUCCUUCAGGGCUAGUCCCCACUCUUCAAAACAUCGUCUCGACGGUUAACUUGGACUGCAAGCUAGACCUAAAAGAGAUAGCUUUGAAAGCACGUAACGCCGAAUACAACCCUAAACGUUUUGCUGCCGUGAUCAUGAGGAUAAGGGAACCAAAAACCACGGCGUUGAUCUUCGCCUCGGGGAGAAUGGUCUGUACUGGAGCCAAGACCGAGUGCUUCUCCAAGCUGGCUGCUAGAAAGUACGCUCGCAUAGUUCAGAAACUUGGGUUCGACGCAAGGUUCAAAGACUUCAAGAUCCAGAACAUUGUAGCUUCUUGUGAUGUGAAGUUCCCUAUAAGGCUUGAGAUUCUUGCCGUCUCUGUUCACCGCGACUUCUUGAGCUACGAGCCGGAGAUGUUUCCAGGACUCAUUUAUAGGAUGAGAGAACCAAAGAUUGUGCUACUGAUCUUUGUGUCUGGGAAGAUUGUUAUCACUGGAGCCAAGAAGAGAGAGGACACUUUCAGAGCCUUUGAGAAUAUAUACCCGGUGCUCACACAGUUUAAGAAGAUAUGCAUUCAUAGGUAGGUCACUGAUCUUGGAGUUGCGAAACUAGUUGGCGUUGUCAACAUAUAUAACCACAAGUAUGAGAAAACUCAUAUGGUGUAAGAUUUGUUUUUUGGGGGUACCUUUGUGUUUUGGAUUCAACAAGAUUUUUAAUUGAUUUUGCAAGAAAAAACAAUCUUUCAGUGUCUUGUAAUAUCAAACCCCAUAUAAAUGAUCAUACAUAGUA